GUCAAAGGAAUCGGGGUCACACAUAAGAAUGAGUGUUUUUUGUGUUUUGUCUUCUUGGGCAGUGGGACUCCUGCUAGUAAAGAGAAGCAUAACAAAUGAAGUCCAUUUCUUUGGAAUCCUACAGUAGUACUGCUAAUAAAAAUAGAAAAUGAGAGAGUCAGAAAGUAAUGAGAAAAUGACUUAGGGGUAUAUCGACUCUGGCCAUUCGCAACAUAACAAUGUACUUGUACUUCGGUGUUUAAUAAUGUUUGGUGCUUCUCACUCCUUGCAGCUAUGUUUUCUUGACUGAUUGCACCAACGUUUUUCAUGAUAACUCACAGAUGUCACUGAAUUUUUCCUCAAGAUCACUUAAAUUUUCUUUAAACUUCCAUCACAUUCUUGAUCUCGGAAAAUUUUGUUUCUUUGGAUCGAUUUACAGGAAGUAGAUGAUUUGAUGAUGAGAAGGUUUCUCCGUGCACGCGAUCUCGACAUAGAGAAAGCUUCUUCUAUGUUCUUGAAACACCUGAAAUGGAAACGAACAUUCAUUCCAAACGGAUUGAUUUUGGCAUCGGAGAUCCCAAAUGACCUAGCACAGAACAAGAUGUUUAUGCAAGGAAUGGAUAAAAAGGGACGACCCAUCACUGUUGCUUUUGGUGGUAGGCAUUUCCACAACAAAGGCGGUCUAGACGAGUUCAAACGAUUUGUGGUUUUUGCUCUUGAAAAAUUAUGUGCAAGGAUGCCAACAGGACAGGAGAAGUUUGUUGUCAUCGGAGACCUCGAAGGUUGGGGAUAUUCUAACAGUGAUAUUCGUGCAUACCUUGGAGCUCUAACCAUUUUGCAGGAUUACUACCCCGAGAGACUAGGGAAAUUGCUUAUCGUCCAUGUGCCUUACAUAUUUAUGACAGUAUGGAAAAUUGUCUACCCUUUUAUCGACAACAAUACUAAGAAAAAGAUUGUGUUUGUGGAAAAUAAACGACUUAAAUCAACUCUGCUCCAAGACAUCGACGAGAGCCAGCUUCCAGAGAUUUAUGGAGGCAAAAUGGCAUUGGUUCCCAUCCAAGACAGCUAA
Messenger RNA from Ilex paraguariensis (yerba mate), 1048 nucleotides. NCBI's taxonomy places the organism in Eukaryota, Viridiplantae, Streptophyta, Magnoliopsida, Aquifoliales, Aquifoliaceae. The record is from the annotation of a GenBank genome assembly.